GCGGGGGAGGAGUCAGUCCAUGUCGGCUGUGAAGAUUGCGCGCAGCUGCGGCAGACAGAGAUGCGAGCACAAACACGGAAACUACCCAGAUUUUUCUCCUGAAAAUCAGCAUUUUUCACUCCUCGAUGUGAUUUCUUUUCCUCUGCAGCUCUGCAGAUGAGCUAAUGAGGUUGUACUUUUUUUCGUAACUGCACACAUGAAGUUCUUGUCUGGAGAUAAAUUUUAUUUUUUUUUUCUUAUUAUUUCUUUACUUUUUUUUCUCUUUUUUUGCUCACAGUAACUUUUGAACCAUGGACCUCGGCUGCCAGGCUCUACAACAGGAAGUCAAAACUGCCAGGAGAAUUACUUGAAUCAGCCUACCAUAACGGACAUCUGCACUGAAACCAGCAAUAUCAUGAAACAACCAACUCACCCUACUCACUGACUGCUCCAUUUCCACACUAAGAUGACCAGGCUCAAGAAGAGCUCCAUCUCACCCCAAACUGUCAACUCCACCCUGUCCUCCAUGACUCUUAACAAAGGACAUUUUUGUUUUCAUUUCUUUUCUCCACUUUUCCUUUUCUUUCUUCAUGUCAGGUCAACCAUGUGAACACAGAUUUGAAUAUUUGGUGUUUUAAUAUUGCUUCUGUGCUUAAAUUGUUUCUUUAAUGGAUGUUGUUUAGUUUUCCGUGUACUAGUAUAUAUCUGUGUCUUGUCUUCUGGGGCCAUCCUACAAGUGAGGCCACCAAAGGUCUGCCUCACCAAAUUUGGCACGAUAUCUGAUUUCAAGAAGCAUGUGCGCUCAAAGGCACAUAAAAAGAAAAUGGAAGAAGUGUUCCAGAAAGAUAAGUUCCAGGAAUUUGGCUUCUUUCCCUCCAUCAUUGUGGUGGACUUGUUAGUGAAACAAGAUAGACACCCCUUGAUAGGCUUGUCUCUGCUGACUCUGUGUUUUAGUCCAGAGACAAACGCCUUUUUUUACCUGUGCCAUGCUUGUGAGGAAAAAUGUCUGCCAGACAGGAUCGUUGGCCACCUCUAUUCUCGUGACCAUUGUAGCAACUACUUUAGCUAUACAGACCCCAAUGUACUGAGUUUCUCCUGGGUCCCCAGCAUGGAUAUGAGAGUCAUUCUGAGGGCAGAGAUUCUGAGGGAGGUAAAGCAAAGCGGGCCUGGACAACUACAGGUGUUGGAUUUACCUGAUAAUCUCUUGAAGAAUCUUCAAAGAAGUACUUACCUAGAUGUGAUACGCACUUUGAGUGACAAUGACAAGCUUCUGAAACUAAUUGAAGCUGGCAAGCCAAAGAGAAUGAUGAUACAAACAUAUCAAAAAGACAACCACAGAAAGCAUCCACUUCUUGGUAUGCAGCAUCUUGUUGAGUGCAUUUGUCUUGGAUCAGCUGAGAGGCGAUACUACCUCUGCACGCUCUGCAAACUAACUUUGGCCACCCACAUGAUCAUCAGACAUGUCCUGAGCUUUGACCACAUCUUUAAUUACUUUAAAGAGUGGCACCCCUCUACUCUGAUGCCAAAGGAAUGCUACAAGGAUUACUCCAUCAUACUUGAUUUUGCAAAGCAGUCGGAGGAAAUUCAUGGCACUGCUGAUAUGAAGCAAGUGCAGCUGAAGCCUCCCAAAUUCACAUCCGUGAAUUUCACCUGUUAUGCAAAAGCUUUGAAGGACCUGGAAUCCAUCGCAGAUGAAAACAAGGAGAGCAGCUUGAUUGCAAGUGUCAAACCAGGGAACAAACUGGAGCCUCGUACUGUGUCGGCACCGGCUUUAGAAUUACCAUACAAACUACGCUGUCAGGAUUGCAGUGUGUGCUUUGAGACUGCAUUUCAGUAUUUCAAACAUUUGUCAACGUUGCUUCACAAAAAGAUGUUGGAGAAAUACUUUGUCAAAGGUGAAAGAGCUGACGAUUGUCACCGAAAAGUCGGGCCGCCCUCUGUGGGCCUAUACAAGUACCUGAAAAACAGCUUGGAGCAAAAUAAUCCAGCUAUUGGUGUAUCCCUGGUUGUGACGUGUAUCAGCACUGAGGUUCAGGUGGAACCUCUUUACGUGUGCUUCGCUUGUGAGGACUGUUUCCCUGAGUCCUUUCUCAGAAAACACUUUGACUCUCGGAAACAUCUCAUACACACGUUGCUGUACCAGAAUCCCUGGCGGCUCCCAUUUGCCUGGGAGACUUUGGAUGUGAACGCCUUGAAGUCAAUGGCAUGGGAAGAGGAGAAGGAAAGAGGACCGGAUGAGAUGAUGCUGAAGGUGCUUGAUAUGCCAUACUCAAUGUUUAGAGGCCUCCGCCCCAGUUAUACAGAAGUGAUGUCAAGCCUUAAACUACACCACGUUCUCUUAAAGCGUGAAGUUCCACUAAUUCAAACAUAUAGAAAACUCCAUCAAAAUGAGAGAUUUCCUCUGCUCGGUCUACAGUUCCUGGUCAUGUACGACUUGUGUAUCAAACAGCAUCAGACCGCAGAAGUGGCUUUUCUGUGUUUGCUCUGUGCAAGGAAAUUGUCCAACGAGGAGUGUUACGCUCAUGUGUUCAGUCGAGAGCAUGUUGCAACGUUCCUAAACCAUUUCCACCCAGGCUCGCUGAAUUCAAGCACUGAUGCAGAGACCUUAUUGGACUUGGCCAAACAGGCGGGACGUACUCACUCCAUAUCACGUGUACAGAUCAUAAAGUUGGACAAGCCCAUCUGGGCACCAUGCACCUACGAACGAGCAAUAUCCAUCUUGGCAUCUGCAAAGAGUAGGAAUGGGAAUGGAAAGCUUGAACCCCGAAUAAUACCAUCAGUGAAGCUGUUCCCCAGGAAAAUUUUGAAAGAUGUGGACAAGGGCCACGUGAAAGACAACAGUCAAGCAAACAACCGAAUACUGGAGGGGUCUGAGAAACAGACCAGUGAGAUGACCCUGAAAAAGAUUUCAGCAGAAGUUGGUGCUGAAAUCAUGAAUACACUUGAUGUACAAAGUGGAGUAAAUUCAGAAAAGAGAAGUGACGAGGAGACUCUUACACAAAGUGAAGACGAGUCAAAGAAUGGUGGUAGUGAGACAUGCCAGGCGAUGAAGGAGGAGAAGACAGACAACCCUACAGUGAGUGGGGAGACUUUAGAAAGCUGUCAGAACACGGACAAAGCUCAUGAAACAGAGGAAAGUUUUAAAAGCAAAGAUGCUUCAAAACAGCUGAAAGACUACAUGGACAAAUCACAUGAAAAAUCACAGGACGACACAUGUUCUAAUGAGGAAGAAGAGAAAAAAACUGGUUAUAAAUGGCAGGAGCUCACCCUUCCACAAAACCCCAAAACCCAAAACCUGCCAAGUAAUGAUCAAAAGGAGGUGACCACUGCAGAGGGGAGAGAUCAAGCAUCUUCUAACCUGAACCACCAAGGAGUUGAGCUGUGGCGUUAUCUCAAGAGGAAGAGCAGAGAGCCGGUGGUUGGCUUAGGUGCACUUGUUGAAUGCUGCUGUGAUCAGCAUGACCCCAUCUACCUCUGUGAGUGCUGCUGUCUGAAGAUCCCAGAGAAGGAAGUGAUCAGUCAUGUUACUGGAUCUGGCCACCAGAAGAUGUUCCUGGGGGGAUUAAAGAAGCUUCAACUUCCACCAGGAACACAGAGCUUCAGUCAUUUGGCUGCUUUGUUUGAACAAGAUAAUGGAUGUGGAGAGGCUGAGGUUGUUGAACUGGAUGAAGAGAUCUACAGUAAUAUCUCAAAACUAAAUUUUAAAUCAGCCGUACAGACAGUGAAGGCCCAGCAGGCUCAGCAACAGGACAGUCGGCAUGACCUCAGUUCGACCUCAGCUCUGUCUGCUGUUCAACCUAUGGACACCUUUGUCACCCUUCACGCACAACAUGAGGUCCAGUCUGUCACAGAUGACUCCCAGAUGAAGGUGGAGAUGCAGACUGAUGAGGAUUCAGAAGCCUCUGAGGUACAGCCAUCCUCACUAACUGGAGCCGUUACUGAACCCACCUUCAAAGCAGCUGAGGUCCCCGCUGACUCAAAUGAAGAUGUCAAAAUGACCCAGAUCAAGGUGUCUGAGUCAGCUGCCAAUGCCAACACCUGCCUGACUGUUUCCAGAGGCAGUGAAGACUUAUCAAGUGGACCAGUAACAACCUGUUUGCAUCCUAAUUCCACAGGAAAUUCCUUGAAACCUGAAGUAAAUUCAAACAAAUCUGUAGGGACAUUAAAAAUUAAAACCACUUCCGAAAUAGUAGGUACAUCACAAUAUGCAGUGACCUCCACCAAGUCCAUGACGGCCAUCUCCCAAUGUUCAACCAGGCCCCCCAGUUCUACUUCAGGCACCACUAAAUUGACAGCACCCAACUCUAGCCUUAGAGCCAGCACUUCCAGCUGCAACAUAACCACCCCCACCACCUCCAAAUCGAGAGAAACUGCGCACAGAUGUGCAACCAGCUCCAAUGCCACUACAACCACCACUGAACAGACUGUGGGCAGCAAUCACUCCAGUCUAACCUCCAAAACUGCAAAUGCCUACAGAAAUUCUGAAGCUGCAUCCCAAAUUACGGUGGCAUCUCAAACUAUUGUGACAUCUAUAAAAAGUGAAGAUACUGAAGCCUCUGCCAAGACUGCAUUUCUGAAUAUUUCAAAGGAGCCAAAUGCCAUUGCCACAGCACCUGAAGCUUCACACUCGACCAUGCACACGUCUGUCGAGUCUGACAACAGGAAUUCACCAACAAUGCCAUCACAAAGCUCCACAAGCAGGGCCAAGCCAAGUUCAAAACAUCCUAAAGUUGGUGUAAACCACCUGAUUGUAGUGACAUGUAAAGAAAAGCAGCAAGUCUACUGUCAGCUGUGUUCAGUCAAGGUAGACCGGUCCGGGUCCAGUCACCUUAACAGCCUCCCACACAAGUAUAAUUAUGUGAAAAUGCUCCCUGGAUGUACUCACAGUUCGUCUCAGUUGGAAAGCAGAUUGGACAAGAUAGUGGCCCACUUGGCUGAGGUUGAAAAGAAUGUAGGAUCCCGGAAUGCGCAGACAAUAGAAGUGACGAGUGACGUGUACAAAGAGCUGAACACUCUUCCAAAGGACAAUGCUCUACAAAGACUGAAAGAAAUGCUGAAAGAGAAAACAACUGACACUGUAGAGGAGAAAGCUCCCUUUGCUUCUCCGUGUGACGUUUCAAGCUCAGAUGAUGGGAUGCACAUGCCACAGAAUGAGAUGGCUGAACUUUCCACUGAUAACCAGUCGGAGAACAAUCCUGAGCUCCAGACGCCGUUGGUUCAGACUCCAGCGAAAAUGGAGAGACCUCAGGGUCAGCCAGACCUUCUUGCCAAUGGCUCAAAGGCCACUGACGGAUUUUCCCAAACCCCAAAGUUAUGCCAAGAGACUGCUGAGAUGAGACAGCUCGAGAGAAGUGACUCAGAGUUAACAGACACGCAGAAUGUGCCGAAAGACACUCAGAAAACGUCAAAUGUAAAACUCUUCAGCCCAGACCCGCUCCCUUCUGCUGCUCCAGUGAAUAUAGAACAGCAGAACCAAUCAAGGCUCAGCCAGAGAGCAGAGCACAUACUGAAACACUUAGAGCGCAGUACAGGACCGGGACACCACAGUGCAUCACUGGCACUCCCAAGAAUUUCAAAAGGGCAAAGUACUCAGGGCCGCAGUCAUCUCUCCACAUCCUUGAGUGUGAAGGGUCAUGACAAUGAACUAAUCAUAGGUCUGUCGUCUGUGUGGGAGUGUCGAGGUGUAUCUCUGGCUUCAUUCUACUUGUGUGAGAGCUGCAGGGAGACGCUCUUCAUCAGGGACAUCUGUGAACACAUGGUCAGCGAAACACACCAGCUCAGAUACAUGCAAAGGGAGUACUCUCGUUAUCUGUGGUUUAGGCAGCUGAAGGACUUGACCAAUACAGAGAAGGAUUAUAUUUUUAAGAAGGUCGUCCUGCUGAUAUCGCAGGCGGAGUGUUCCAACAACAUGGAUGCACAGGUUAUACUGCUGAGACCGGACCUGUAUAAUUGUGUUCGGACAGCCCCAUUCAGUGAAGCCUUAAAACUGGUCCACAAGAUCAGGAAAGAACCCUACCUGAGUGUCAUCUGUCCACCUGUCUGUACUCUACAACAAAAUGACCAGCUGCCUGAGAACCGGCAGAGUCCAGAGGAAUCUCAUCCCACAGAGAAGCAAUCAACGCAGGCACUUGAGACAGACCAGAGAAGUGACAAUGAAGAAGGACAAGAAACACAAAAACACAAUUUGGAAAAGACUGUGGUGGUUGUUCAUAGGGAGGUGGACAAACAAAGACCUGUUGCAAGUCUUCUGGAUGUGACCAGAGUAUCCUCAGAGGCUAAUUCUGUUGUCUCUCCGUGUCCUGACGCCAACACUUCUCAUUGUUCUCAAGCAACUGGCAGGAGCCUUUUUGUGCAGUCAGAACUCAGAGCACCCGUCUCUCCGCACCAGAGCUCUAUCCCUAAGUUGCAAGUGAAACAGUCAGAGAUGCCCCCAGAAUCCCCAUCUUUCUCUGUUAGACCUACGUCUCCCACAGAUAAAUGCCUUCCAACCAUGAAAAGGUCAGCUGUUACAUCUCUUGAAUCACUGGUCAGACCUGACACCAAUAACCCCCCAACUGAGGAUGCUUUGCCAGCCAAACGUGCACGCAGUUCACUGCAGCCUAUCAGUCACCCCAGCACUGAAUCCACCUGUGAGUCUGCUCCUGUUAGCCCUGCUGCCACCUCCACACUUCUGCCAAGGGGGAACAAAGAUGCAGGACCUGGAUCUGAUGAAGACCCACAUUUGGAAGACCUUUGGGCUCUGUUGAGGGAGAGGAGAUCUGAGAAAAACAUGUCCGCUUGCGUGUCGGCUCCAGAUAAAGCUUCGACAGCAGGUCCUCCGGUCUCCUGUGGGAACCAUCUUGACACCCCUUAUGUGAACGUGCAUGAAGCCAUUUCAUUCGGCACCAUGUUACCUUCUGCCAGCAUUGCUUAUCCCAGUGACCCACAACACGAGAGAAAUUUCGAUGCUCAGAGCAGGUUUGGACAUGUGAGCCAGUUCAUUCCUCAUCCCUUCCACUGUGCAGCCACCAACCAUGACCCAGGUCAGAUACCACAGCGUCACACAGAGGCUGACUGCACUACGCAUGAUCAGUUUCCCAUUAAUGACAUCAUUACCACCAGGCCAGACCCUGCUAACUGGCAGUUUAUGGGCCAUGCUGGACAGGAUCACACAGAGGUGAACAGAAACCAUCACAGUGCUCACAGUUCGUCCACAGUAAAUCCCACUGACACUUUGGCAGCUUCAGGAGGGUAUGGUUUGUACGACCAAAUGGCUUAUGUCAGAAAUGAACAGGUUUCAGGUCAUCUUUCUUCUCGUGCUGCUGCAGGUUAUGCAACACCAGGUAACCCUCCUGCAUACAAUGAAGAGUACAUUGCAAGGGGUUUCUACCCAAGCCAGAUUUACCCACAGCUGGAACCCAGACACUUUUGGACAAGCGCUGCCCUGGCCGCUGGAGGUGGCAUAAUGAUCAAUGAGGCUGCCUACCCAGGCGCUGGUCCAUUCACCACUCCAACCAGCAGUUCGCAAAUUUACUGGCCUGAACAAUUACAGCACCGACAUAAUCCCUCCAACACCGAAGAGCAACAACAUCACAACACAGGACAAUCCCUGAGUUUACGUCAACCCUCCAGUCCCCUAUCCCCCUAACCUACAGUGAAAUCGAAUCCCAGAUACUGGACACUGACCUUUUUUCUUAUUUUGUACCAUAUUUCUUUUCUUGAAAAUAAUAAAUCUUGUUGUAGUUUGUCUACAGAUAUGGGGCAUUUUUUUUCUUGUUCUGUUAAAUGGGUAGGUUUCAUUACACACUUCAAAGAGGAAACAUAGCGUUUGUUAUUAUUUCAUUGAUUCCCUCUAUUGCUAUUUUUUCUUUUUCUAUUUUAUUUCAUUAUAUGUACGUAUGUGUCUACAUUCAUGAUGUUGUAGGAUGUUCCGCCUUGUUGCCACAGUUGGGAUGAUGGAUUGAAUUCAGUCAUCUGUUGUGAUUUUUCUAACAGUUUUGUAUUCAUAUUUUGUUCUUUUUAAUAAAAAUCCUCUAAAAUGAA
Scatophagus argus is the source of this 8001-nucleotide messenger RNA. RefSeq lists its product as uncharacterized. NCBI's taxonomy places the organism in Eukaryota, Metazoa, Chordata, Actinopteri, Scatophagidae. The coding region runs from base 803 to 7606 and encodes 2267 amino acids. The record is from RefSeq and is a predicted model, not a curated record. Gene Ontology annotation, molecular function: zinc ion binding; nucleic acid binding. The transcript is spliced from 49 exons.